AUGAAAACGACCAUGUCCCCUCGAGAAUUUCACCUAAGGACAUUUUUCAGCACAACAGAUAUUCAGCUUCCGCUUUUCCUUUGUGUUUUACUCAUGUACCUGCUCUCCGUGCUUGGAAAUCUAAUUAUUAGUUUACUAAUAUGUUUAGUGUCCCAACUGCACACACUGAUGUAUAUCUUCCUGUGCUGUCUAUCGAUCCAGGACAUUGUUUAUGUUUCCACUGUUUUACCAAAGUUGUUAGCCAUUACAAUCACCGGUGACACCAUUAUUUCUUUCUCCGGAUGUUUCACCCAAAUAUUUUUAUUUGCUUUCUGCAUUGAUGCAGAAUUUUUCCUUCUAACCUCCAUGGCUUAUGACCGCUAUGUUGCCAUUUGCAUCCCGCUCCGAUACUCUUUAUUAAUGAACAAACGGGUGUGUGUCAUAUUGAUAUCUACUUCCUGGUUUGCUGGUUUCUUGAACUCUUUGAUGUUUACUUUGCUAAUGUUCAAUUUAACUUUUUGCAAUCCCCAAGAAAUCAAUCACUUCUUUUGUGAUGCCCCAACAAUGCUGAAACUCUCCUCUACUGAUACUGCCAUUAUUAGGACUUUGAUAUCAAUUGAAGGAGUAUCCCUUGGGCUAUUACCAUUUAUAUUAAUUUUAACCUCCUAUAUGUACAUACUAUCUACCAUUUUGAAGAUCCAGUCUUCAUCAGGAAGACUCAAGACCUUCUCCAGCUGCUCCUCACAUCUUACCGUUGUUGUACUUUUCUACGGGACAUCUCUUACCUUAUACAUGAAACCAGAGUCAGGAAACUCCCAAGAGCUAGACAAACUGCUUUCCAUGUUGUAUGUUAUUGUGGUUCCGAUGCUAAAUCCAUUAGUGUACAGCUUAAGGAACAGGGAGGUAAUAAAAGCCAUGAACAAAAUACUUGGCAAAAAUAUUUUCCAAAGAUGA
This is a messenger RNA of Bombina bombina (fire-bellied toad), 933 nucleotides long. Its product is annotated as olfactory receptor 1019-like. Gene Ontology annotation, biological process: G protein-coupled receptor signaling pathway. Gene Ontology annotation, cellular component: membrane. Lineage: Eukaryota; Metazoa; Chordata; Amphibia; Anura; Bombinatoridae. The record is from RefSeq and is a predicted model, not a curated record. The transcript has a single exon. Bases 1 to 933 code for a protein of 310 amino acids. Gene Ontology annotation, molecular function: G protein-coupled receptor activity; olfactory receptor activity.